AGCAGUGCCCCAUUGCGACACUAGCUAGCUAGCUGCAGCAAAGCUCGAGCGGGUUCGUCGGCUACAUUGCCACCAUGAUGAGAGGACUUUCGGUGGUGGCCAUCCUGGCCGCGGCCUUCGCCGUGUCUGCGCACGCCCAGCAGUGUGGCUCGCAGGCUGGCGGCGCGACGUGCGCCAACUGCCUCUGCUGCAGCCAGUACGGCUACUGCGGCUCCACCUCUGCCUACUGCGGCGCCGGCUGCCAGAGCCAGUGCAACGGCUGCGGCGGCACGCCGACGCCGACGCCCUCCGGCGGCGUGUCCUCCAUCAUAUCCCAGUCGCUCUUCGACCAGAUGCUGCUGCACCGCAACGACGCGGCGUGCCCGGCCAAGGGAUUCUACAACUACAACGCCUUCGUCGCCGCCGCUAACUCCUUCUCGGGCUUCGCGACCACGGGCAGCACCGAUGUCAGGAAGCGCGAGGUGGCCGCCUUCCUCGCCCAGACCUCCCACGAGACCACCGGCGGGUGGGCCACGGCGCCCGACGGCCCCUACUCGUGGGGCUACUGCUUCAAGCAGGAGCAAGGCGCCACCUCCGACUACUGCUCGCCGAGCUCUCAGUGGCCGUGCGCGGCCGGGAAGAAGUACUACGGCCGCGGGCCCAUCCAGAUCUCCUACAACUACAACUACGGGCCGGCGGGGCAGGCCAUCGGCAGCGACCUACUCGGCAACCCGGACCUUGUCGCCUCCGACGCCACCGUGUCGUUCAAGACGGCGCUGUGGUUCUGGAUGACGCCGCAGUCGCCCAAGCCGUCCUGCCACGACGUGAUCACGGGCCAGUGGAGCCCCUCCAGCGCGGACCAGGCGGCCGGGAGGGUGCCCGGAUACGGCGUGAUCACCAACAUCAUCAACGGCGGGCUCGAGUGCGGCAAGGGGCAGGACAACCGCGUCGCCGACAGGAUCGGCUUCUACAAGCGCUACUGCGACCUCCUCGGCGUCAGCUACGGAGACAACCUCGACUGCUACAGCCAGAGGCCGUUCGCGUAAGCCUGCGCGGCCAGCAAUAAAGCUAAUAAAAUCUCUCUAGCUAAAUUCUGUAACUAUGGCGUUGCAAGCAUGAAACCUGGGUGAAUAAAAGUGUUAUCCCUCACAAGAGAUGCAAUAUUGCAAUCCAUUAAUAAAAUAAAAGAUAAAAGAUU
Lolium rigidum is the source of this 1177-nucleotide messenger RNA. Its product is annotated as chitinase 1-like. Bases 75 to 1025 code for a protein of 316 amino acids. Gene Ontology annotation, molecular function: chitinase activity; chitin binding. NCBI's taxonomy places the organism in Eukaryota, Viridiplantae, Streptophyta, Magnoliopsida, Poales, Poaceae. The record is from RefSeq and is a predicted model, not a curated record. The transcript has a single exon. Gene Ontology annotation, biological process: defense response to fungus; carbohydrate metabolic process; chitin catabolic process.